Rubroshorea leprosula is the source of this 1301-nucleotide messenger RNA. NCBI's taxonomy places the organism in Eukaryota, Viridiplantae, Streptophyta, Magnoliopsida, Malvales, Dipterocarpaceae. The record is from the annotation of a GenBank genome assembly.
AAAUCAAAGUGAAAUUUGAACCAUGCUCUUGAUUGCCGGCCUAAAAAAUUAAAAAAGCAAAAAAGAUUAAUAAGUUGAAAAAAAAUAAAAAACAUAGAAAUCUAAAUAUUUCAGCUAAUUUAAGAAAAGUAUAAUAAUAUAACAAAUUGAGGCACAAGAAUGAUGGACAAAAGUGGUGGGAUUACAUGCAAAAAGGAAAUUUUAGGAAGAAGAUUGGAAAAGAAGAAGAAAGAAAAGACUCAAUUGAAGAAAUCAAAACACCCUAAGCCCGCGCCCCAGGCCCUGCUUGCUGCGCCUCAUGCUCCCUGCUCUGCGCCUCACGCCCUGCGCCCUGCGCGCCGCGCCUCGAACCCAGGUCCCCUGCACGCCCGAGCCUCGCCUCUGCACCAGCCUGCGCCCGACGUGCCUCCUGCGCCCAGAUCCCGCGCAAUCAUCACUCCUGCACCUGCUGCUGCGCUGAGCUCAGAUCCUCUGCCAUGCACGCUGCAUCACACCCUGCACGCCCGUGCCUUGCACUCUGCUACACCUGCACUUGAUCCUGCACUCCUGCUUCUGCCAAAAAGCUGGAUCCUUUGCCUUCUGCGGCCCCCUGCAUGUUGCUGCCAAUCCUGCGCGCCUACAUGCCUAGAUUUGCACUCAUCACCCCUCCUCUGCCAGAGCCGAUCCUGCACUCAUUACUCGCCUGCGCCCCUGUUGCAGCCUGAUCCUCUGUACCGCUGCAACCCAAUCUUGCAACCCGAUCUUGUACCUACUCUGAUCGUCUGUUCUCCUUGUCUCAUUUUUCUGCAAGUGUGGGUAUAAAUAGAGGGUGUCCUUGGUUGACAGGGGGAGUCGGUAAUUGUGGAGUUUUGGAGUUUGCUUUGGUUGGAGUUUGGAGUUUGAUUGGGGGUUGGUUUUGGGUUGAAUUUGGGUCUGUUUGCUGGGUAGUCUCGUCUGAGUUUUUGAGAGCAGAAGAAGGAAAUUCUGAGGAGAAGAGGGGGGUCUUUUGCUGGUUGAUCUUCGAGUUUAGUUUGAAAAGAAGAUCGAUUCUGCUCGCUGGAGGUGGGAAAACAAAAGGGUAUUCUUGCUUUAGGUAAUCUCCUGAACAGAGGGAUUUCUGGGAAGGAUAGUGAAGGAGACGAACGGAACCUGGUCCCGUGGGUGGGAUCCCUCCCUUCCGAUCUGGAUCUACCUCCUAAAAAUUCCGCCAUGGGUGUUUUUGUUAUUUUCUGUUGAUUUUGUUUAGAUCUGUGUUUAAGUUUGUAUGUGUUUCGUUGGAAAAUGAAUGAAAAAUAAAAAAAAAAUAAAAAUUGUUCAGUUCA